Molecule: messenger RNA, 1051 nt
Organism: Acanthoscelides obtectus
Lineage: Eukaryota; Metazoa; Arthropoda; Insecta; Coleoptera; Chrysomelidae
Source: the annotation of a GenBank genome assembly
CCUAAAUCCGCUAAUAUGCAUAAUAACUACACAUAAUAGGAAUUAUGCAUAAAUACUAAAACCGACGGUUAGUAUGCAAAAUAACGGCGCGUAUCAGGAUAUCAUGAAUUAUCGAUAACUACUAAAAUCGUCAGUAAUUAUGCAAAGUAUCGCCAUAUUUUUAGUAAAUAUUGAUAAUAACUGACACAGCAAUAGGAAUUAUGCAUAAUAUCUGCUGUGUAUAUUAGUGAUUAUACAUGUAACCUCACAAAAUACGACUGGUCGUACGUUGAAGUGUGCGUUGAAGUUUAAGGUUACCUAGGUUUUGAUUGUUUUAUUGUUGGAGUUUCUCAUCGCAAUGACUGCACUACCUGUUGAUAACAUUAAAUUUAAAUUUUUCGGUAAAGUUAAAAAGUUGAAGGGAAGAACAAACUCACGAUUAAACAUUUUAUUCAAGGAUGAAUAUGACGUGCUUUUAUCCGAGGUUAGGGAUGCUUCUUCAAAUAAUGGUCCCAAAACUGCAUUACAGUAUCGUAGACUUAAAAGAUUUGGAAUUGUUGAAGUCGGAAAUAUUGAAAAGCUUGUAACGCGAAAUAAAGAACAAACGAGAAAGGAAAAUAAUGAAGAUUCUAAUAAUAUAGUGAUUGACAUACGAGAUGUUCGCUAUGUUGAUCCCGUUGAAGAAAUGUUUGAUAUUUUAACCGUUUGUCACAGAAGUAUAGGUCACGGAGGAAGAGAUCGAAUGAAGACUGAAAUGUCCAAACAGUAUUCGAAUAUUACACAAGAAAUUAUUUCAAUAUACUUUUCACUUUGCGAAGUUUGUCAUUUAAAGCGAUCCAAAAAGCGAAUAGGUAUCACUGUAAAACCAAUAAUUCACAAAGAAUUUAAUAGCCGUGCUCAAGUCGACUUGAUAGAUAUGCAGUCUGAAGCUGAUGGUGAAUUUAAGUUUAUACUUGUAUACCAAGAUCAUCUGACUAAAUUUCUUAUGUUACAUGGAUUAAAAUCAAAGAAGUAUAAAUAUUUUUUGUAUUUUUGGAGCUCCAUCGAUAUUACACAGGUACCUACUACCUAA